Molecule: messenger RNA, 3411 nt
Organism: Planococcus citri (citrus mealybug)
Lineage: Eukaryota; Metazoa; Arthropoda; Insecta; Hemiptera; Pseudococcidae
Product: ATP-dependent RNA helicase DDX42
Exons: 16
Coding region: 434-2737 (767 amino acids)
Molecular function (GO): RNA binding; ATP binding; RNA helicase activity
Source: RefSeq, a predicted model, not a curated record
CCCUUUUCGCUAGACUUCGCUCAUCGCUCUAGUUAUCAAGAAGAUGGUCCAAAUUUGAUGAAAUCGAUGAACUGAAGUAAAAGGAUUUGUCGCUGAGUAAUUGAAUUAAUAUUUGUGAAUUCUAAUCCGCACUGUAAAGCUGAAAAUCCGGUUCAAAUUUCAUAUAUUCACUAUAAUUUGAAUGAUGAAUCGAGAUGCAUCAGUAGCAUCGCAUCUUUCUAUAAAACUACGAUCAUAGAGGCUGAGGCUGUGCUGUUGAAGAUGGUAGUAUAAGUUGGAUAUCAUCUGUUGUUGUUCCUCAGAUCCGAAUUGCAGCGUUUGCGAUGUGAGGUUCUAGGUAAUAAAGUGCUGCGUCAUUUCAGAGUGCAAAAUUUACACUUCUCAACACAUUUUUCUCGAGUAUUAGACCAGUGGCAUUAUCCGUGCGAAGAAAAUGAGUAAAACGCCAAAGUUUGGAGUAACGGGAUUUUCACUUCAACGAAGUGCCGCUACUUCUACUCGAUCCGCCGCUUUACCUCCGCCUCCGAAUUCUGCAUUCAGUAAACAGGGAUAUUCUACGUUAAAUUCGAUCAAUCAUAACGCAAUCACCGCAGCAUGGGGCAUUCCUAAAAAAAGAACGAAAACGGAAGAAGAGUACUUCGAAGAAGACGACGAAACAGAUAGUACCAACUUGGAAUAUAUUCCCGCUCCCGGCAGUCCAACUGGUAAGCAUUCGGCCAAUAAUGAAUCAGGCGAAGACGAAGACCCGUUGGAUGCCUUUAUGGCUGGUAUUGAAAAACAGGUGAAAAAAGAAGCGGCCAAAACCAGUAAAAGUGUCGAAGGCGAGGAGGAAAAAAGUCGUAAUAUUAGGGACGACAUCGAAGGCGAAGAUGUCGAAGAAUCUUACUAUCGGUACAUGGAGGAAAAUCCUAGAGCUGGACUUCAAGAGGACGAAUCAGAUAACGAAAUAGAAUAUGACGAGGAUGGCAAUCCUAUUGCGCCGAAAAAAAGCAAGAUCAUAGAUCCGUUGCCUCCUGUUGACCAUUCCACCAUCAGCUACCAACCAUUCGAGAAAAAUUUUUACGCGGUGCACGAAGAAAUUGCUCGUUUGAGUAAGGAACAGGUGAAAACGUUGAGAGAAACUUUGGGGAUCAAAGUUACCGGACCGGAUCCACCAAAUCCCGUCACUUCUUUCGCGCAUUUCGGCUUCGACGAACCGUUGAUGAAGAUUAUUCGAAAAUCGGAAUAUAGUCAACCUACGCCGAUUCAGGCGCAAGCGGUACCUGCUGCGUUGUGUGGCCGCGACGUCUUAGGUAUCGCCAAGACCGGAAGCGGUAAAACAGCGGCUUUCAUAUGGCCCAUGCUAGUGCACAUUAUGGAUCAGAGAGAAUUACAGGUUGGAGACGGGCCUAUUGGCCUAAUAUUAGCUCCUACGCGCGAAUUAUCUCAACAGAUUUAUGCGGAAGCGAAACGUUUCGGCAAAGUGUACAAUAUAAACGUCAUAUGUUGUUACGGCGGUGGUUCUAAAUGGGAGCAAUCUAAAAGCUUGGAAAGCGGAGCAGAAAUUGUGGUAGCAACUCCUGGUCGAAUCAUCGACUUGGUUAAAAUGAAAGCUACUAAUUUGACCAGAAUUACAUUUCUGGUGUUGGACGAAGCAGACCGAAUGUUUGACAUGGGAUUUGAACCGCAAGUACGCUCGAUAUGUAAUCACACCAGACCGGACAGGCAAACAUUACUGUUCUCAGCGACGUUCAAGAAACGCGUGGAAAAAUUGGCUCGCGACGUUCUCACCGAUCCUAUUCGAAUUGUGCAAGGAGAUGUGGGCGAAGCGAAUGCCGACGUCACGCAAAUUGUCUGCGUUAUGAAUCAAGCCGCCAAAUUGCCGUGGUUGCAACGUAAUUUCGUAUUCUUCCUAUCAAUCGGAUCUGUACUGAUUUUUGUCACGCGAAAGCUGCAAGCUGAAGAACUCGCCAAUACGCUCACCGUGAAAGAAUACGACGUAUUACUCUUGCACGGCGAUAUGGAUCAAACCGAGAGAAACAAAGUUAUAACCAAAUUCAAGAAACAAGAAGUGAACAUUUUAAUCGCCACCGAUGUUGCCGCUCGCGGUUUGGACAUUUCUCACAUUAAGACUGUAGUGAAUUACGACGUUGCUCGCGAUAUCGACACGCAUACGCAUCGUAUCGGGCGGACAGGUCGAGCCGGUGAAAAGGGAACGGCUUACACGUUAAUCACUGAAAAAGAUAAAGAUUUCGCCGGACAUUUGGUGAGGAAUUUAGAGAGUGUCAAUCAAGAAGUUCCUAGCGCUUUGAUGGAUCUUGCCAUGCAGAACGCCUGGUUUCGUAAAAGCCGAUUCAAAACAGGCAAAGGAAAAUCACUGACUAUGGGUGGCGCUGGAUUGGGAUAUCGUGAACGACCUGGGCGAUCGACGCAAGAUUGUUCGGUUUUAUCGGGUAUCGAAGGCGUUGUACCUGCGUCGCAAAAAUCCGGUCCCGGCUCGGAACGUCUUGCCGCUUUGAAAGCGGCUUUCAAAACGCAGUACCAGAGUCAGUUUACUGCCAGCGAGGAUCACACGUGGGAACAAACUCGUAAUAAAGUGCAAUUUGGUGUGCAAUUUGUCAAGCCCGCUGAAGUGGCGAGCGCUUCGACUUCGACUUCGACUUCAUCCGCUGCGCAAAGUAGCGCAGACCAGUCCAAUUCGUCGAAUACGGCGGCUGAUCGUAAACAAAAGCGAAAAAGUCGGUGGGAUUCUAGUUGAUGUCGCUCGAAUUGAGCAUUAAAUAGAAUUAGGAACCUGUGAUGAAAUUUCGCACACCAUGAAAUCAUCGUUACGAGUACUUUCAAGUUUCAAACGUUGCUCUAGAUUCACCAGAGAAUCUAUUGCGCAAGAAGCCGAGUAUGUACUAUGUACUAUUAUCGUAUUUAUCAGUUCGUGAGCCAAUAUGCUUUUCAGUUUCACGAUUUAGUUUCACUUUUCCAACACUGAUUUUACAAUAAACGAAACUGAAUAACACCCAACUUACGUCUUUUUAUUUCAAAGGAAAGAGUUCAACAAAACAGAUAAAUUCACAUUUCAAACACGUUCUCAGGAUGGUACAAGAAGCUACGUGGGUAAUUCUGCAGACAUGGCGUUCUAUACGUCACAUCAUUGUUCGCAACGCUUCUGCUACGCUUCCAUUAUUUUCAGUAUGUUGCACGGGUUGUUUCCAUUAAAUCGCCGUCCGCGUUAUAUUGUACUAACAUCAAAUGAGAAACAAAAAAAAAAAAAAAAAAAAAACCUAUCAACAAUUUUAAAUAAGGAUUACGAAUGUAGGAAUCUCGCCGCUUAGAAUGUAAAAUGUAUAUCGUUUAAUUAAUGCACACCGUGAUUUUCAGAAAGUACGUAUUUAAAAAUAAUGCAUUUUACAAAUUAAUUUCAAGGGUACAAAGGUA